UGUUCAAUCACAUCACUUGCAUUUCUAUAUAAAACAUUAAAAAUUCAAAACCAAAAUAAAUCUUGUAUUAAUUUUACAAUAUUUGCAUACGAUUCUCACACAAAAUUUUAUAAUGAUACAAUGCACGAGCUCAUUAAAGAAAAAAAUAUACGGAGAAAGUUAAAACUGAUUCAAAAAAUUGCACUCGAAAAAGGGAUCGACGAAGUUUUAAUUAAAGACUUUAAUUAUAUUUGUUCGAGUGGAGAGACUAAAGAAACACAUUUUUGUACGGGGUUUAAAAAGAAAAUAAUAAUAUCAGUGGGAGUAGCAUUAAUAUCAGUGUUGUUAGUAAGUUUGGGAGUGGAUUAUUUAUUAAGUGCAAGGUGUCUGUUACCUAUUAAUCACUUGGUGUGGGAAGCGACGCGUCCUCUCGCUGAUUGUAGCUAUUGUGCGAAUGUUACGAAACCGAUUAUACUGCAGAACGUUACGCGCCAAAGUUUUCGGAGAUAUGCAUACUCAUCAAAACCCAUCAUAGUAAAACAUGCCAUAAGCCAUUGGAGAGCUAUCAAAGAAUUUAAUUUUCACAUGUUCAAAAAGUUGUAUGAAAAAACUUCUGGCAGCUAUGAGAGUCUUGAAGAAGGGUGCCAGUUUUUAAACUUUAAAACUGAUCUUUUUACACUGAAGGAAGUGUUUGAAAUGCCAGCUGCUAGGAUUCGGAAUGAGCCUGGCCAAGACCCUUGGUAUGUUGGUUGGGGUAAUUGUCAUCCAGAUAUUUUGACAAAGAUCAGAAGAUAUUAUGCAGUACCAGAGUUUCUCCCAGAGGAUGCAGAAUUCCCGGCAACUGAAAAUCUGUUCUUUGGAUAUGAAAUGGGAGCUGUUAUGCAUUUAGACUAUAUCCCAAGACUGAUGUGGCAAGGUCAGGUUAAAGGCAACAAGACUUGGACUGUAGUACCAGUGCCAGAAUGUGAACAUGUUUGCAACAAAUUCCAAUACUAUGUUGAGCCAGGAGAUGUGGUACUCUUAGACACCAGACUCUGGUAUCAUGCAACAAGUAUACCUAAAGGACAAUUUUCUUUAACAGUGCAGUCUGAAUAUGGAUGAUGUUUGACACCCACAGUUUAAUAUUAAACAAAUCAGUAUUAUUUACACAUAUCGAAUGCCAAAAAUAUUUUAACUUUAUGACUAUUUAAGGUGCCAUUUUAUUCUAGUUUGACUAUUUAUAUUUAUUAUUUAUAUUAGUGUUAAGUAUACUCUUUAU
Molecule: messenger RNA, 1237 nt
Organism: Maniola jurtina (meadow brown)
Lineage: Eukaryota; Metazoa; Arthropoda; Insecta; Lepidoptera; Nymphalidae
Exons: 5
Coding region: 121-1080 (319 amino acids)
Source: RefSeq, a predicted model, not a curated record